AUGUCUGGUAGAGGAAGGCCACGCAAGGCAACAGGUCCCACUGCCCAAAAUACAAACAAGAAAUCCACAGACGAAGGGAACGGAGAGCAACAGAACGGACGCAAAACCCCAGAAGAGACGCAGAAUGGAACAACGAGGGAACAGAAACCGAAGAAAAGGGAGACUAAGGAGCCACGCCACUCUACAGAGCGGCCGUCUGUGCAGGACAGAAAGGAGGAAAAGACAAAUCAGUGUACAGCUGGGCUCAACGAGCAGGGGCUGGCCAGUCGAGGAGCAAGAGGUAAAACCUGUGCAGGCAGGGCCACACCAAGCCAGGCGACUCCCCCUGUGCAGCCAGACAUGCCAGAGGGCCUUCAGGCAGGUUGUGUCAACACAAGAAGACAAAGAAAAUGCAAUGGCAUUGCCAAGUCACAGGAAGGACCUGCGGAUGAACCGCAGGAACCGUCUGAGAGCAUUAUGAAGCCGAAACAGAACGGUAGGAAAGCCAGAGCAGCAGAAAAUCUAACUGAAGAAAUGACCAAGCUGCAACCAGAGACCUCGAGAGCAAAGCCACAUGCUGGCAAGCUAAAUGGCAUCAAAGUGGAACCAGAGCAACUUCAGGAGGGGGACCUUCAGAAGACGGGGAGCAAAAAGGAUAAAAUAAAGGCUGACAUGAUGCCAGAAGCUCCUCAAAAGGCGUCUAAAGCUCGUGCCGCUAAUGGCAGCGACAAGGAGGCCACAGAGAGAGCAACGAAGACAAAGAAGACACCAGAGGAGUCCAGCCAGUCCGAAGAAACAAAAGCCAUGAACUCAUUCCUGAAUAACACACUGGAAACCCUGAAGAUUAAAAAGGACGACAAAUCAAAAACCGCAAAAGUCGUGAAUGAGAUAAUAAAAAAUAUAGUCUUGCAUCUGAGUAAGACGGAAUGCUUUAAGAAAGUAGAAGAACCACUACGUACUGGAAGUUACUAUGAAAAUCUAAAGAUCUCCAGUCCUGAUGAAUUUGAUGUGAUGAUUCCUCUGUUGGUUGAGAGAGUGGAGAUCACUCCUUUUGGAGAGGAUGGUGCCUUCUACAGCGUGGGGUUGAAACGAGGCUCAAACCCUCUGAGGAAGUUUCAAGAGGGAGAAACGCUAUCUGCUAGUGAGAUGCUCAGCGAGUUCAGGGACGAGGUGAAGAAAUGCGUCAAACAAUUUAAAGAAUGGACACUGGACAAGAAGAAAGCAGGCUGCCCUGCAGUGACCCUGAGCACCACGGUUCAGUCGGUCACCAUUUCCCUGGACGUGGUUCUCUGCCUUAUGGUGAAAUCAAACUGGCCGUCCUUCGCAAAAGACGGCCUUAAUGUGAAGCACUGGCUUGGGACUAAAUUCAAGCGAGAAUUCAAGUUUCAGCCUUAUUAUCUUGUUCCAAAGUAUGAAGGUAGAAGCACUGCGGAAAAGGAUGGCGUCCUCGCUAAAGAUACUUGGCGGAUUUCAUUCUCGCACAUUGAGAAGGCCAUUCUGAAGAGUCAUGGAUCGGAGAAGACGUGCUGUGAAGAAGGCGGCGUGAGAUGCUGCAGGAAGGCCUGUCUGAAGCUCCUGAAGCAUCUUCUCAGCCAACUCAAAGAAGAGGAUCCCUCAUUUGACAAGUUCUGCUCGUACCAUGCCAAGACCACGCUCCUCCAUGCCUGUUGCUCUCGGCCUCGUGACGGCGACUGGCGCCUCUCAGACCUCAGCCACUGUUUCCAAAUGCUGCUGCAGGACUUUCAGGCUCACCUGAGACGUGGCAUCCUCCAGAACUUCUUCAUACCCAGCCAGAACCUGCUCUCUGGUGCCAGCAAGCACGUGUGCAACGUUCUGGCUGAUCGUCUGGACAAGGAAUGUAGGGAAGGCUUUCCUAUUUUCAAGAGGAGACUUUCCAAUAUGCACUGAGUGUUUGACGCUCCAGCGUGAAGAGCAACGCCACAAAAACCACAAACUUUGUCGACAUUUAAUGUAGGUGUGGCCAAAAAGCGAUGUUUACAAAAAUGUGAGCAAAGCUCAAAAUCUUUUAUUUCUAUGCAUUGGAAACAUUGUUAUAAAUCAAAAAUUAAUCCAUUUUAAUUGCAAAAAUUGAAAUAAACAGAUUUUCA
Salarias fasciatus (jewelled blenny) is the source of this 2087-nucleotide messenger RNA. RefSeq names its product cyclic GMP-AMP synthase a (gene cgasa). Gene Ontology annotation, molecular function: double-stranded DNA binding; chromatin binding; 2',3'-cyclic GMP-AMP synthase activity. NCBI's taxonomy places the organism in Eukaryota, Metazoa, Chordata, Actinopteri, Blenniiformes, Blenniidae. Gene Ontology annotation, cellular component: cytosol; site of double-strand break; nucleus. The record is from RefSeq and is a predicted model, not a curated record. Gene Ontology annotation, biological process: positive regulation of defense response to virus by host; cellular response to exogenous dsRNA; DNA damage response.